Messenger RNA from Boeremia exigua, 1811 nucleotides. RefSeq lists its product as uncharacterized. The coding region runs from base 449 to 1723 and encodes 424 amino acids. NCBI's taxonomy places the organism in Eukaryota, Fungi, Ascomycota, Dothideomycetes, Pleosporales, Didymellaceae. The transcript has 5 exons. The record is from RefSeq and is a predicted model, not a curated record.
UCCUGCUGGCGCUUUUCGUCAUACUUGCUUUAUGAGCCAAUGAAAUGCGAGCCACGAUCGAGACCACAUCGGUAACACAGCCAUCACUACAAUUGGAAGCUUCGCCGUUGAUCGACUUUGCUCGGGAGACCUUGCGUCGUUUACUGCACAACCAUGUACAACAAUGACCCCCUGCUGCGAGUUCGUCUACCCCUCUAGCUAGCCUGUGAUGUUACGAAGAGCGUACUUGAAUUGUCUGUCAGACCAAGGCGGAUAAGGAUAUUGUUGUUUGUUUCUUAGGCGGUCUGGCGGAACCUUACAUUCUCAAGCAAUGCGCCAGAUUGUUAACGCAAACGCCUCACCAUAACGGUAUCAGCACCGGUCGUUUAGACUCGUACGCCUUGACGCCUCGUCCACUCCCUCCGCGGCGUUCGCGUGCCAUAGAGGCGAACAUUCGACAAACGAUGCGAUGACUGCCAUAUUUGUUUCUUCCCAUCAUCCCAUUCCGCGGCACCCGGGCUCCAGGGAUGAUUUGGGUCCGUUUUUGAAUGUUGUGACUUGGAUUCUCCUCAUCACUUCUGCUUUGGCGGUGGUAACCAGACUUGUCACAAAGCGCGCACUGAGGCGACGAGUUGAUGUUGACGAUGUGUUUGUUGUCCUCGCUCUGAUUGCUAGCAUUGGGUCAGGAGCAUCUGUCAGCGUACAAGUCGCAAAUGGCCUAGGUCGUGAAUUCAGUGCACUGAAUAGUAUAGAGACCGAUGCCUACUUCAAGGCAGAGUACGCAAACAAGAUCUUGUACAUUGCAACCUUGGCACUAGCGAAGCUGUCCAUCAUAUCACUGCUUAUGAUCCUCACCGCAUCCGAUAGACAUCGUCACUUGGGGCUGGCCUUGACAGGCUUUAUAGCCCUGUGGGGACUCGUUUCGGUUAUUGCAACAUCCUUCCAGUGUGGCAGCACGAGCCCAUGGCGCCAGAAUAGCGGCUGUAUCAAUUUUGUUGCUUUCUGGCAAGGCAUGGGUGUUAUCAAUAUGCUGACUGAUCUGGCACUGAUUUUGUUCCCUGUUCACGUUAUCGUUACUCUGCAAAUGAGUACAGCAAAGAAGGUUACCAUACUCACCUUCUUUGGAGCGAGAUCAUUGGACAUCGUUGCAACUGCUGUUCAAAUGGCUUACAUUGGCGGGUUUGCCUCUGACAAUCCCACUCGAGACCUGUGGAAGUGGACGCUUGUCACACAGAUCGUUGAGUGUAUUACAAUCCUGACUUCUUGCAUUCCUUACCUUCGUCCGCUUCUCGAGUCAAUUCCUUCAGGCCUCUACGGUUCCGACGAGAUACGCCGCCGCGGUACGCCAUCUGAGCUGGGUUAUUCGCGCAGGAAAGACGGAUCCUACCAGUUGAGCAGUACGGAUUCAAAGCCGGAUGGUACGAGCGCACAAAGUAGACCACAAAGCAAGAAAGGUCGAAAUGAGGGUGGAAUGAGACGGUUCCUGCCAAUGCUUUCGCAGGACAGAACGACGCACUCUAAUUCUGCUUCUGGUGUACCAGGUGGUCCGCGCAGACUCGAUGGCCGAAUAGAUGUUGAAAUCACAGCCACAAAGACCAAGUCUGAGAAGGAGAAGAAGUGGGAAACGGACAGUAUAGGGAGCAACUCUAAGAUCUUGAAGACCACCGUCGUUAGCGCUGAGUGGGAGGAGACGCUGCGACAGAGUCGAGAAGCUUCAGUCGACGAGAUCAAAGUCAUGCGAUGAGUUAUAUAUUUCAACACGAACCGAAUCAUCGGCUGCUCUUGACCUGACUUGAUUGCUUUCCCAUAUGUGCUCGCCUUAAUGAAAUGCA